Messenger RNA from Triticum aestivum (bread wheat), 2134 nucleotides. Its product is annotated as galactokinase. The record is from RefSeq and is a predicted model, not a curated record. Gene Ontology annotation, molecular function: ATP binding; galactokinase activity. The coding region runs from base 1 to 1944 and encodes 647 amino acids. NCBI's taxonomy places the organism in Eukaryota, Viridiplantae, Streptophyta, Magnoliopsida, Poales, Poaceae. Gene Ontology annotation, biological process: carbohydrate phosphorylation; galactose metabolic process. The transcript is spliced from 13 exons. Gene Ontology annotation, cellular component: cytosol.
AUGUCGACUAUCUCCAUGCCCAGCUCCGGGUACAUGGACGGCAGCUGUAGCUCCGACCUCCUCCUCUAUCUCCGCGUCGAGUUUGGCGAAGAGCGCGUCAGUGGCUGCUCGCUCCUGUCGGAGGAACUGCCAGUUGGCCUCCACAUAGGCCUCAUCCUGGAUGGACUGCUGCUCCGCCAUCUGCACGGCUUGGGCGACAACAAACUCCGCCUCCGCCUACUCCAUGUUGAACUCCAGAGCAGGCUGCUCCGCCUCGUCCUCCUCCGGAUCUGCCACCUCUGUCGGCUCCGGCAGCUGCUCUCCCUCCCCUUCCUCCGGCUACUCCUCCUCCUCCUCCUCCUCCUCCAGUUUCGGCUAGUCCGGAGGCAGCCCGGCUACGAUGCGGCUUUGAGAACUUCAUCCAACGUGACAACGAGAAGAAAGGAGAAUUUUAAAAGAAUCUUCUUGAGGUUCGAGCAACUUAGGAUCAAGGAGGCGAAGGUGGUUCCCGCCGGCGACGUCGACGUCGCCGUCGACGGCGAGGAGCUGGUCCCGGCGCUGGUCUCGCUGGAGCCGGUGUACGGCGCGGGGUCGGCGCUCGACGAGGCCCGCCUCCGCUUCGCCCGCCUCGCCGACCGCUUCCGCGCCCUCUACGCCGCCGGCCCCGCCCUCUUCGCCCGCUCCCCAGGGAGGGUGAAUCUCAUCGGGGAGCACAUCGACUACGAGGGCUACUCGGUGCUGCCCAUGGCCAUCCGCCAGGACAUGAUCGUCGCCAUCCGCAGGGCCGACGGCGGCCUCGUCCGCGUCGCCAAUGUCGGCGACAAGUACGCCACCUGCGUCUACCCCGCCGACCCAGACAAGGAAAUUGACAUCAAGAACCACAAAUGGGGCCACUACUUUAUGUGCGGAUACAAGGGAGUAUAUGAAUAUGCUAGGUCAAAAGGGAUAGAUAUGGGUGAACCUGUUGCUCUUGAUGUCGUAGUUGAUGGCACAGUCCCUCAAGGAUCUGGACUUUCAAGCUCAGCGGCAUUUGUCUGUUCAGCAACAAUUGCUAUCAUGGGAAUUCUCGGGAAAAACUUCCCAAAGAAAGAAGUUGCUCAAUUUACAUGUCAAUCUGAGCGCCAUAUUGGGACCCAAUCAGGGGGUAUGGAUCAGGCUAUAUCUAUCAUGGCCAAACCUGGAUUUGCUGAGUUGAUAGAUUUCAACCCAAUCAAAGCAACCGACGUGCAACUACCCUAUGGUGGUACAUUUGUGAUUGCCCAUUGCCUGGCAGAGUCCAAGAAAGCAGAAACAGCUGCUACAAACUACAACAACCGCGUUGUAGAGUGUCGCUUGGCAGCGAUUGUUCUCGCCAUCAAACUAGGGAUGGAUACAAAAAAAGCCAUCACAUCUGUUACGACCCUCUCUGAUGUUGAGGGGCUAUGCGUCUCCUUUGCUGGCAAAGAAGGUUCUUCUGAUCCUGUAGUUGCUGUGAAGAAGCUAUUGCAUGAGGAGCCAUAUACUUUGGAAGAAAUAGAGAAAAUUACAGGUCAAAGCCUAGCAACUGUCUUCCAGAGCUCUCAAACUUCCUUGGAUGUGUUUGAGAGCUGCGAAGCAUUUCAAGUUAUUUCAGGUAUGCUUAAGAAGCUCGGUGAUCUAAUGAACGAUAGCCAUCAUAGCUGCAGUGUGCUAUAUGAAUGCAGCUGUCCCGAGUUGGAAGAGCUUGUAAAAGUGUGCCGGGACAAUGAGCCGGGUGGGGUGGAAGUGCUGCAGACUGAUAUGCUCGGAGCACGGCUCACAGGAGCCGGGUGGGGUGGCUGCGCAGUCGCCCUGGUCAAGGAGGGCAUCGUCCCACAGUUCAUCCUCAAUUUGAAGGAGAAGUACUACAAAUCAAGGAUCGACAGGGGAGUGAUCAAGCAGAGCGACCUUGGCCUGUAUGUGUUUGCGUCGAAGCCGUCGAGCGGCGCGGCCAUACUGAGGCUGUAGAUCGACCACCGCCGGCCGUGGCCGGUCACUUGUACAUGCACACACACUCUCGAAUAAACGCGUGCUCGAGGCGAGCACGCUGCCAUUAGCUAAUUUAGUCCCCACCCAUGCGUGUCUGAAUGUACAAUACUAGUACAAUGUGUAGUAUUUAUCUUUGUUUAUUAUGGGCGAUCUGAUGCCAGAUUAUCUA